Molecule: messenger RNA, 1434 nt
Organism: Boleophthalmus pectinirostris (great blue-spotted mudskipper)
Lineage: Eukaryota; Metazoa; Chordata; Actinopteri; Gobiiformes; Gobiidae
Gene: plek2
Product: pleckstrin 2
Exons: 9
Coding region: 26-1093 (355 amino acids)
Biological process (GO): actin cytoskeleton organization; intracellular signal transduction
Cellular component (GO): plasma membrane
Source: RefSeq, a predicted model, not a curated record
GAGAACUCAGUCACAGAACAACAGCAUGGAGAAGUCUAAUGUACUACGCGAAGGAUUUUUGGUCAAACGGGGCCAUCUUGUUCCCAACUGGAAGGCGCGCUGGUUCAUUUUGAUGCCUGAUAAACUGCUGUAUUAUAAAUAUGAAGGAGGAAGAAGGGACUCCAAUCAAAGAGGGAAAAUACUGUUAAAAGGAUGUCAGAUCACAUGCCCUUUUCUGGAAUAUGAAAAUCGACCGUUGGUUUUGAAAAUUGUGGCAAAGACCGGAGUGGAGCAUUUUCUGGAGGCGUGUUCGCGUGAGGAGAGAGAUGUUUGGGCGGCGGACAUUUUGUCUGCUGUGGAGAGGCUGAACUCAAAGGACACUGGGAAUGUGUCCACUGUUCCUGAUUCAGAAGAGACUGAGCUGCACCAUUUUGAUCUGAGUAAAGUGCUGGACUCCAUGUACGAUGUCCACAGUGGGAUAAAUAUGAACUGUCACAUGGAGCAGGGAAACACUUACAAGAACUGCUUCUCUGGCUCUGCAGUGGUGGACUGGCUGGUGUUCAUGCAGUUCUCCCUGUCACGGGUGGAGGCGGUGACUCUGGCUUCUGCUCUACUGGAGGAGGGCUUCCUACGCACAGUGGGUCUGAGGAGCACUGAGGCUCUCAGAACAGCCGGACCGAGUCAACAGCUCAUCGAUGACUCUACCGCCCUCUACAGCUUUAGUGACAGCCUGAAGAAGCGUGGCAGUGUGAAGGCUCAGCCCUCCCUGUCUGCAGUGGAGCUCAGCGGGAAAGUGGUGAAGAGAGGAUAUCUGCUCAAACAGGGCCACAGAAGGAAAAACUGGAAAGUUCGACUGUUCGUGCUACGUUCAGAGCCAGCCUUCCUCCAUUACUAUGACCCCACCAGGGAUGACAUCAACCCGGUCGGAGGAUUCUCACUCAGAAGCUGUUUGGUGUCUGCACUGGAAGACAAUGGAGUGCCAUCAGGUGUAAAAGGCAACAUUCAAGGAAACCUGUUUAAAAUCAUUACUCAGUCGGACACUCAUUACUUCAUCCAGGCCCCAUCACAUCAGGAGAAGAUGGACUGGAUCGACGCCAUCAGAGAACACACAUAAACAAAACAAAACAACAAAACAAUAAUAUACUGUAACAUUAUUUAUAACACUGCCAUUAAACCUUUACUUUAACUGAGGACCAGGCCAUGAAGAAAGCUCAUUCAAAAGAAAUAGUAUUUUGUUGAAAUAUUUUAACUGCUAUGGCAGCGGUCCUUAUUUUUCAACAUCCUGAAACCCAUGGAUGCACAGGGUUCAGCAAGUUUACCCAAUGUAGCACUGCUUUAUAGAUUAUUUAUAGAUUCUUAGAUGAUCUUGAGCACUUUUUGAUGAUGUCUAUGUAAUAUAAUAAGUGUAGCAUCUCUUCUGUUUGUUUAAAUAAAUGUUUUUUUUUUCAAAUAUAA